Bathycoccus prasinos is the source of this 1146-nucleotide messenger RNA. RefSeq lists its product with no specific name. The transcript has a single exon. Gene Ontology annotation, biological process: cellular response to oxidative stress. Gene Ontology annotation, cellular component: cytoplasm. The record is from RefSeq and is a predicted model, not a curated record. Gene Ontology annotation, molecular function: peptide-methionine (S)-S-oxide reductase activity. NCBI's taxonomy places the organism in Eukaryota, Viridiplantae, Chlorophyta, Mamiellophyceae, Mamiellales, Bathycoccaceae. Bases 1 to 1146 code for a protein of 381 amino acids.
AUGAGGAUUUCGAUUGGUUUUCUCCAAAUCUUCUUCCUCUUGUGUAUUGCCGCGCCGACGAGGACGACGAUUUGUUUCGCGCUGAAGCAAAGCGAUGAUGGAAGUUCCGUGCCUUCCUCGAGAGGAAUAGGAGGAAAGAGAUCGUCAUCAAAAUCAUCAUCGUGGCGGGGCAACGCGGCGACGAAACGACCGGAUGAUUUCAAAGCGUUCCAAGCGAAAGACAACAUGGAGGAGCUCGAAUUCGCCACGUUUUCCAGCGGAGAUUUUGCGAAAGCGGAAGCGCGGUACGGGUGUUUGCGAGACGUAUUCGCGACGAACGUCGGAUACAGUUCUCUCAACGCGGAUUGGCGGCAAAGAUUUAAAGUUGGCGAGAAAGAGCGCGUGUUGAUGCAAGGCCAUCGCGUGAGCGGAGACGACGUGGAAACCGUUCGCGUGUACUACGAAGGCGGGAUGCGGACGUACAAAACGUUGCUCGACAUGCACUUUCAGAUGUUGGAACCGGAACCGUGGGUGGUGAGAAGAGGUCAAGGCGACUCGAAGAUGUACGCGCACGCGAUAUAUCCGCACACGCAAGAGCAGCUGAAAGCGGCGACGGAAAUCGUAAAAGAGAAACACGAGAAGAGGAUUGGACCGAGAGGCGAACGCGUGGCGACGAAAAUCGUCCAGAAUUUACGUAAAGACGACGGCGCGUUUAACUUUCGCCCGGUGGAACGAGAAAAGCAAAAAUCCCAGCUGAUGAACAGAGUAGAGUUACAAACCACCCAAGCGAAAUGGAAUACGGACGAGCACUUUAAGAACGACUCGUGGGUGUUUAACUCCACCGAGGCGAUGUUCGUCAACGGCUACUUAGCCGGCGCGUGUAGCCAAAACGACCACGACGGUUUCGAAAAACCCCACGACGACGUGGAGAACACGCUCCGAUCCUUCGAGAUGAAUCUCGAGCGGUUGGAGAGUUUAGGAUUAGUGCACUUACACCCGGACGUGGUCAUGGUGCCUCCGUUGGGCGGUAAAAAACAACUGGACAAAGAUAGAGAGGAGAUGUUAAAGAGGCAAGAAAGGAUCAAGCGAGGUUUGCCCGAAUUUGAAGACUUUGACGAGUUCGAUGAUGAAAAAGUCAAACACAAAGACAAAGACGGAGAACUCUAG